This is a messenger RNA of Capsaspora owczarzaki ATCC 30864, 1513 nucleotides long. Its product is annotated as dihydroderamide delta-4 desaturase. Gene Ontology annotation, cellular component: membrane. Gene Ontology annotation, biological process: ceramide biosynthetic process. Gene Ontology annotation, molecular function: sphingolipid delta-4 desaturase activity. The coding region runs from base 118 to 1353 and encodes 411 amino acids. The transcript is spliced from 5 exons. NCBI's taxonomy places the organism in Eukaryota, Filasterea, Ministeriida, Capsasporidae. The record is from RefSeq and is a predicted model, not a curated record.
CUCUUCUUUUGCUUUUCCCUCUUUUUGUUCUCCUUCUCCCUCUUCUUCUUCUUCUCCUUUGAUUCGACGCCUUACCCUUUCUUUUGCUUUCCUUACUAGCACUUCAUAGAGCUUGCGAUGACUGCGCGCAUUGUUGAAAAGGCGGGCGUUGCGGCUUCGGUGGCUUCGGCGGCUUCGGCGGAUGAUGCCGGCGUUCGCGCGCGCAAGACUGCUGCUGCUGUUGCUGCUGCUGCUGCCCCUGCCUCGUCAGAACGGGCGUGCAAGGACAGCACGGUCGGCUCGAGCGAGUCGGACGACAUGAGCCACCGCUUGAAACGUUUCCAGCACAACGCACCCACGGCCAACCCGAGCCCAGCCGACCUCACCGACGGCUACGGCGCGGCCCUCCACAAGACCGACUUCCACUGGGUUGGCACUGACGAGCCGCAUGCCUCACGCCGCAAGCUCAUCCUCGCCAAGUAUCCCCAUAUUCGCGACUUGUACGGCUACGACCACAAGACCGUGUGGAUCACCCUGGGAUUGGUCACCCUCCAACUCACCAUGGCCUACCUGCUCCGCAACUCGUCCGUCUGGUUUAUCCUGCCGUUCGCCUGGGCCAUCUCUGGCUCGUCCAACAGCUGCCUCAACAUGGUUGUUCAUGAGUGCGCCCAUGGCCUUGCGCUCAAGUACCGCCCGUACAACGCCGUGCUCGGCAUGAUUGCCAACAUUCCCACCUGCGUCCCGUCCUCAAUCACCUUCCGCCGCUACCACCUCGAUCACCACACCUCGCAAGGCGUGGAUGGCGUCGAUGUCGACCUGCCCACCGAUUUGGAGGGCAAGUACGUCCGUGGUCGCUUCCUCAAGGCGCUCUGGCUCUUCUUUGUGCCGCUCUUCUACACUCUUCGCCCCAUGUUUGUCAAGCCGCGCUCGCCCAUCCUUGCCGAGAACAUCAACCAGGCCUUUAUCAUCACCAUUGACGUGUUGAUUUACCACUUCUGGGGCUGGCGCUCGCUCUUCUACCUGUUUGGCGGUCUUUGGCUCGGCAGCAGCUAUCACCCGUCUGCAGCACACUUUAUUGCUGAGCAUUUCGAAUUUGCUGCUGGCGCCGAGACCUAUUCCUACUAUGGACCUCUGAACAACAUCAUGUUGAACGUCGGCUACCACAACGAGCACCACGACUUCCCCUACGUCCCGUGGACUCGCUUGCACAAGAUUCGCGAGGCUGCCCCAGAGUUUUACUCGGAUCUCCCACAGUGCCGCUCCUGGGUGCGAUGCAUCUGGGACUUUGUGUUUGACCCCAAGAUCACCCUGUACAGUCGUGUCAAGCGCGAAGCCCGUCAAAAACAGCUUUUGGCCGAGUUGGCAGCAAAGUAAAGCCUGGACACGACAGAAAACGUCCUUCUUGAAAAUAGGGCGUUGUCAAAUUCGUUGUGUGGUUUGUUUUUAUAAGUCUUUUUUAUGUGUUUGUUGUGUGCAUAGUUUGCUGCUCGUGCUCGGCUUUAUGAAACAAUAGAGAAUGAUACAGUUUGACAGC